Messenger RNA from Corylus avellana, 1362 nucleotides. Its product is annotated as xylan glycosyltransferase MUCI21-like. Gene Ontology annotation, molecular function: glycosyltransferase activity. Lineage: Eukaryota; Viridiplantae; Streptophyta; Magnoliopsida; Fagales; Betulaceae. The record is from RefSeq and is a predicted model, not a curated record.
AUGGCUGCAGGUAGAAAACGCUUGGUGCCAAAAUCAAUUCGCAAUGCGAGAAUACUCAGAAUAGUCCAUACGCCGCCGCCUCGGCAAUCAACACGUGCAGAAGAAAUCAGCUGCGACCGAGCCCACCAUACCUACGACAUCUGUUCUAUCAACGGCCCAACGGUCCUGGACCCCACCGCCUCAACAUUCUUUCUAAUGGACCCCACCAGAUCGACCCCACAAAAGCCACUGGUGGAAAAAGUCCGACCAUACGCUCGCAAGUUGGAGAAUUUCACGAUGUCCAGAAUUAAAGAGGUCACCCUCGUGGCGGGCCCACGAAGCCCAAAAUGCGAAAUCCAACACAAGGCCCCGGCCCUAGUAUUCAGCGCGGGCGGGUACACUGGGAACUUCUUCCACGAGUUCAACGAUGGCUUCAUCCCCCUUUACAUCACCGUCUAUACCGUCUUCCCUGAUCAAGAAGUCGUGCUUGUAAUAUCGAAGGCUCGUGAUUGGUGGAUCAGCAAGUACACAGAAUUGUUACGCACUUUCAGCAAACACCCUAUCAUAAACCUCGACAACGAUACUGCCACCCACUGCUUUCCUUCUGCCAGCGUGGGCAUGAUAUCACAUGGUUUUAUGACCAUAAACCCCUCGUUAAUUCCAAGCUCAAAAAAUUUCACCCAUUUCCGCGCCUUCCUCGGCAAAGCUUACAGCCAAAAUCGCAAUCUCCAAAACCUUCCAAAAUCCCGGCCACUUCUUGUGUUAGCAGGCCGGAGCGGCGGCGUCGGUCGCCUGCUCUUGAACCAAAAUGAAGCGAAACUCGAAGCAGAAAUGGUCGGUUUCGACGUGACUGUUUUCGAGCCAACACCCGGGACCCCAUUGAAAGAAGCCUAUGCGUUGAUAAAUUCGAGCCACGCAAUGGUCGGGAUACACGGUGCGGCGCUUACACAUUCGGUGUUUCUCCGGCCAGGGGCGGUGUUUGUGCAGGUGGUGCCGCUUGGGGCGGAGUGGGUGGCCGAGGUUUGCUUUGAAAGGUCGGCAAGAGCUAUGGGGAUAGAGUACAUGGAGUAUAGGAUAAAGGCGGAGGAGAGUAGCUUGAUGGACAAGUAUGGGAAGGAUGAAAUGAUUGUAAAAGACCCGGCUGCUUUUCGAGGAAAGAAAUGGUCCCAAGAAGCCAUGACCAUAUACUUGAAGGAACAAAAUGUUAAGCUGGAUAUGGUUAGAUUUAGGGAGUACUUGAAGGUAGCGUACAAGAAGGCCAAGAAAUUCAUGGACAAAGAAGGACAGUAACGAGGUCCAAGGCUGUAAUCGAGCCAAGCGAAGUUGAAUUUUGUUAUUCUAGGGCUGGCUUGUUUAAGAGGUCUCCUAAAUGAGCUGAGUUUA